Crotalus tigris (Tiger rattlesnake) is the source of this 2334-nucleotide messenger RNA. Its product is annotated as F-box only protein 11-like. The coding region runs from base 288 to 1844 and encodes 518 amino acids. Gene Ontology annotation, biological process: regulation of apoptotic process; protein ubiquitination; ubiquitin-dependent protein catabolic process. Gene Ontology annotation, molecular function: protein binding. The transcript has 11 exons. The record is from RefSeq and is a predicted model, not a curated record. NCBI's taxonomy places the organism in Eukaryota, Metazoa, Chordata, Lepidosauria, Squamata, Viperidae.
GGAGGGGUGGGAGGGAAAAGCGCGAGCUCCCGAGCAGGGGGAAGGGGGUCACCAGCGGCACGAGCAUCCCCCUCGUUAACCGCCGCCGGCGGAGGAGAGACCCGGGCGGCAACGGAGGCAUAGGAGGAGGCGCCUUCCUUUUCUCUGAGCGAGCUCCUCUGGGCCGGUCUCCUCAGCCAGGAAACCUUCCUUCCCCCUCUCCUCCUCCUCCUCCUCCCCCACCUCCCCUCCCCAAGUCUCGUUGCCGGAGGAGCGACCCCCUCUCCUCCCCCCGCCCGAACCGGCAAAUGAACUCGGUCCGAGCCGCCAACAGGAGACCCAGGCGAGUGUCCAGGCCGCGCCCGGUGCAGCAGCCGCCGCCGCCACCGCCUCCUCCUGUUCAGCCGCCUCAGCAGCAGCAGCCACUGCAACUGCCGCCGCCACCUCCACCGCCACCGCCACCGCCGCCGGAGAGGAACAACAACAACGCCGUAGCUGCCGCCGCCGCCGCAGCCGCUAUCGCAGCUGGGGAACGGGAUGAUGAUGUACCUGCAGAUAUGGUUGCAGAAGAAUCGGGUCCUGGUGCACAAAAUAGUCCAUACCAACUUCGCAGAAAAACUCUUUUACCUAAAAGAACAGCUUGUCCUGCAAAGAGCAAUAUGGAGGGUGCUUCUACUUCAGCUACAGAAAACUUCGGCCAUCGAGCAAAACGUGCUAGAGUAUCUGGAAAAUUACAGGAUUUAUCAGCAGCACCUGCAGAACAGUAUCUUCAAGAAAAAUUACCUGAUGAAGUGGUUCUGAAAAUCUUUUCAUACUUGCUGGAACAAGAUCUUUGUAGAGCAGCAUGUGUAUGUAAACGCUUCAGUGAGCUAGCUAAUGAUCCAAUUUUGUGGAAGCGAUUAUACAUGGAAGUAUUUGAAUAUACACGUCCAAUGAUGCAUCCUGAACCUGGUAAAUUUUAUCAAAUAAAUCCAGAAGAAUAUGAACAUCCAAAUCCAUGGAAAGAAAGUUUUCAGCAACUGUAUAAAGGAGCACAUGUAAAGCCAGGAUUUGCUGAAUAUUUCUACAGCAACCCAGCAAGAUACAAAGGAAGAGAAAAUAUGCUGUAUUAUGACACCAUUGAAGAUGCAUUAGGUGGUGUACAAGAAGCUCACUUUGAUGGACUUAUCUUUGUUCACUCGGGCAUAUACACAGAUGAAUGGAUAUACAUUGAAUCUCCUAUAACGAUGAUUGGUGCAGCUCCUGGGAAAGUAGCAGAUAAAGUUAUUAUUGAAAACACAAGAGAUUCAACCUUUGUCUUCAUGGAGGGAUCAGAGGAUGCUUAUGUUGGUUAUAUGACAAUCAGGUUUAACCCUGAUGACAAAUCUGCACAACACCACAAUGCGCACCAUUGCUUAGAGAUUACAGUCAACUGCAGUCCAAUAAUAGAUCAUUGUAUUAUUCGAAGUACUUGUACAGUUGGUUCUGCAGUUUGUGUUAGUGGCCAAGGGGCUUGUCCCACUAUCAAGCAUUGUAACAUAAGUGACUGUGAAAAUGUUGGACUCUACAUCACAGAUCAUGCACAGGGGAUAUAUGAGGAUAAUGAGAUUUCUAAUAAUGCAUUAGCUGGGAUUUGGGUUAAAAACCACGGAAACCCUAUUAUAAGACGAAAUCACAUUCAUCACGGGCGCGAUGUUGGUGUUUUCACAUUUGACCACGGCAUGGUAAUGUAUAUAUAUUUCUUUGUGUGCAUAAGUACACAAGCAAAUAUAGAUAGAUGUGUUUUGCAGACAGAUUUUUAUGUGUAUGUAUGUCUCUUGGGAAGUGAAGCUUUUGUGAACAUUCAGGAUGUUUUUGUUAGCUCAUUAGUGUCCUUACCAAAGUAAUGAAUUCUCUUGCAUCUAUAGAACAAGUAUAUAGUAUGUUUAACAGGGAUAUUGAAGUCAAAAAGCUUGAGAAACAAUUGCCUUCAAGACAUCCUUAUGUUCCAUAACUCCUAUUCUCUGUGUAUUUAAGAGACAUAAUCAAUUGCCACUUAAAAACCUAAACUCUUCUAAUGCUAUUUUCAAUCUUUCAAUCAUUGCUCAGAAUUGUCUCUGUAAUACUUGUAUAUUAAUGUGGCAGCUUUUUUUUUGUUGUCUCAAAAAUAUAACUGCAAAUUCUCUUUACUUUUUUCCCCCUUCCAAUCUUGGUUACAAAGGCACUGUUGUUUUAUAUUCCAGCAAGACAUAAAGUGGGAAUUGCAAACAAUGAAAGCUUGAAAUGAAUGAGUUUUUUCUCUCUUCGUUUUAUAUUUGGAUAUGUAGUGGCAGUUCGGAUGAUGUUUGCAUAAAUCCCAUAUCACAAUAUCUUAGUUUUGCUAUUUCUCCAGCAGGA